CUGAAUUCAGUCGUGCAUAUUGAACGCAACUCACCCCACCUCCUUCUCAACCUUUUGCUGACUUUUGCUGUGUUGAUCGUGAGUGUGCUUCCCACCUCCUCCUCCUCCAUUCAGCUGCUUUGCUUUGCCCCUCGCUGUCACACACUCGCGCGUCGUCAUCAUCGUUGUUGUUGCUGCUGUUGUUGCUGUUGCUCUGCUGUUGUGCGCUUGCUUGUUUGCUCGCUUAUUGUGACCACCACCCAGUCCACUGCUCGGUUCCCUCCGUCGUGCUUCGCCUUGUUUUGUCCUUGUUGGCGAGAGUGCCUUGUUUAUUUUGGUUGUUGUUUGUUGUUGUCUUUGUUUUCUUGUCAUCACAUCACAUCAAGACAACCAGGCAUGAGCUUCUUGUUUAACAAGGCACAAAAGACCUUCAAACCAAAGAAGAACAUCCCAGAGGGUUCACACCAACAAGUGCUCAAGCAGUAUGUUGACGAGACCCUCGGCUCCGGCAACCUCAGCCAAGCCGUGAAGCUCCCACCUGGCGAGGACAUCAACGAGUGGCUCGCCGUCAACACUGUUGAUUUCUUCAACCAGAUCAACAUGCUGUAUGGGACCAUUUCCGAGUUUUGCACCGCAGAGAGCUGCCCCGUCAUGUCGGCAGGACCAAAAUACGAGUACCUGUGGGCAGACAGAACGACAGUCAAGAAGCCAAUCCAAUGCUCUGCCCCAGAAUACAUUGACUACCUGAUGACGUGGGUGCAGUCGCAGUUGGACGACGAAUCCUUGUUCCCCUCAAAGGUUGGCGUGCCUUUCCCGCCAAAGUUCCUCAACACCGCAAAAGUCAUCUUGAAGCGGUUGUAUCGCGUGUACGCCCACAUGUACCAUUCCCACUUCAAGGAGGUCGUUGCGCUCGGCGAGGAGCCGCACCUCAACACAAGCUUCAAGCACUUUGUCUACUUCAUUCAGGAGUUCAACCUGGUGGACAAGAAGGAGCUUGAGCCGAUGCAGGAAUUGAUUGACCGGUUGUUGGAGAAGGACCGCCAGAAGGAGGCGAAAGAGGCAUCGUCCCACGCAGCCUCGUAACUUCCAUUGACUUCCCUUACACAAGCAGCCCCUCGCACGCUCUUCUUCCCCUUGCUGUGAGCAUCUACAGGGAUGCUUGAUCUUCCGUUCUGCUUCAUGUCUGUUUUCCACCAAACACACACACACACACACACACACAUUCUCCCUUAGUGCGUCAUGUGGUCGAGAGUUAUUUUGUGUCGUUUGUGUUUGCCGUCACAUCACGUCACAAAUGGCACCUGUUGUUGCACGUUCCCUUCUUUCGUUCUGCUUUGCCUUUUCUGUUUUUGAUUUGGUUUCCAAUGUGGUGUUGUCGAUGCGUGCAUGCGCUCGUUCCUUAGCAUGCCCUCACAGACACACACACACACACACACCAUAAACUACACGACACGAGCGCUGGCGCUAUCUUCGCACGAGCAAUUCAC
This is a messenger RNA of Salpingoeca rosetta, 1466 nucleotides long. Its product is annotated as MOB1 protein. NCBI's taxonomy places the organism in Eukaryota, Choanoflagellata, Craspedida, Salpingoecidae. Bases 376 to 1062 code for a protein of 228 amino acids. Gene Ontology annotation, cellular component: nucleus; cytoplasm. Gene Ontology annotation, biological process: positive regulation of protein phosphorylation; signal transduction. The record is from RefSeq and is a predicted model, not a curated record. Gene Ontology annotation, molecular function: protein kinase activator activity. The transcript is spliced from 8 exons.